This is a messenger RNA of Lampris incognitus (smalleye Pacific opah), 2713 nucleotides long. RefSeq names its product protein inscuteable homolog (gene insc). The transcript has 13 exons. Gene Ontology annotation, biological process: asymmetric cell division; regulation of asymmetric cell division; establishment of mitotic spindle orientation. Gene Ontology annotation, cellular component: apical cortex. The record is from RefSeq and is a predicted model, not a curated record. The coding region runs from base 147 to 1769 and encodes 540 amino acids. Gene Ontology annotation, molecular function: protein binding; cytoskeletal adaptor activity. NCBI's taxonomy places the organism in Eukaryota, Metazoa, Chordata, Actinopteri, Lampriformes, Lampridae.
GGAGAGAGAAGGAGGGAGGAGAGUGUUUAUAGGAUAGAGGACAAUAACCCCAAGCCACAACAAUGAAUCCACCCGGGAACCCGUAACUUCUGAAGGACUGAGCAAGAAAACCGGUGCUGUGUGGGACUCGGUGAGCCUCGCACAGAAUGGCGACUCCUCAGAGCAGCUCGAGACAGAGUAGUUCCCUCUCGUCAUCUCCAAUGAGCAGCAGGAUGCAGUCCCUCCAAGUGGACUCGGUCCAGCGUUGGAUGGAAGACCUGCGCCACAUGACGGAGGUGGAGUGUAUGUGUGUUCUCCAGGCCAAGCCCAUUGGGGUGGAGGAGGAUGCCCAGCAAGGAGAGCUGAUCGUGGCCUCGGCGGUGGGCGGAGGGGACCACGUGGCCCGUAACAACCUGCAGACACUGCUGCGUCGGGCGCUGGUGGUCAGCACGGAGCUGGGCAAGAUGUUUCAGCGGCUGGAGAAGGGGCGCUGGCAGAGGGUCCACAGUACAGCCGUGCGGGCCAACUGCCACGUGCGCUCUCUGGUGCACGAGUACGGCGCUGCUCGUAACAUACCACCAGAGAUGCAAAAGUAUGAGAAAUCUCUACUGGAAAAGUGUAUGGAGCUGACGAAUAUUACAGAGAGGUGCCUCCAUACUGAUGAUGAGUUCUUCCUCAAGUCCAUGAGAGAAGCCAUCCAUGAAAUCCUCACCGAUGUCAGCGAUUCAUUCAGCAACAUGAUUGACAUGGCCCUUGCCAAUGAGAUCCAGGUCCUGAUCAAACAGAUUGAGACAUCGGACAGUGUAUUUACCAUUGGCAGUGCCAUUAGUAACCUGUUGUCCCUUACCCAGGAUGGACCCCAGCUCUGCAGCAUCAUCGCCAAGGAAGGUGCCGUGGUGGCUCUGUUUAAGAUCUGCAGGCAGGACUGCUUCAGCGACUUGUACGCUCAUGCCUUGAGAACGGUGGCCUCCAUUUGCUGUGUGGAGGAGGGCAUCAACCAACUGGACAAUGUGGAUGGGAUCCUGUGUCUGGCGGACAUCCUGACUGAUGAAAACAGUGCUGAGGCAGCCAGGGCGGAGGCAGCUGCUGUGGUGGCCCAGAUCACCUCCCCUCACCACACCUCCACGCAGCACCUGGCCAGCUUCCUGGAGAGCAUGCAUGAUAUUGUCACUGCGCUCAUCAAGUUGUGCGAGAGCGCCUCCUGUGGUGAGGUGUUCCUCCUGGCAUCUGCUGCCCUUGCCAACAUCACCUUCUUUGACAGCAUGGCCUGUGAGAUCCUCCUGCAGCUCAAUGCCAUCCACAUUCUCCUCCAGGCCUGCAGAGAUCGACAGAGAGUCGACACCCCCUACUCCAAAGACCAGGUGGUGACAAUCCUGGCAAAUCUGUCAGUCCUAGAACAGUCUGCUCCUGAGGUCCUGCAAGAAAAAGGCAUCGAGCGACUGCUCCUUCUACUAGGGGAGAAGCCAUCCUCCUCCAGCCCAUCGGAGGGUGCUGCAUGUGAGCGCGUCCAGCAGAAAGCCGCCGUCACACUGGCCCGUCUGAGCAGAGACCCUGACGUGGCCCAAACAGCCAUUCAAUUAAAAGCUGUUCCUCGUCUUAUCGAACUGUGUCGGUCUCCUGCUGAGAGAAAUAACAGCGACUCGGUGCUGGUUGCCUGCCUGGCUGCCUUGAGGAGGCUGGCAGCGGGGUGCCCAGACAGCAUCGAGGCGGCAGACCACCAACAGCUGAUCAAACCGCGGCUGGUCGACUCAUUCCUGCUGUGUUCCAACAUGGAGGAGAGCUUCGUAUGAUGGGCCAUAAGGACCACACCAAGGACUGCUUGUGGGAGAGCUGCUCGAGCUCUCUUCAAAAUGGCAUGAAUCAAAAGAUUUCCUCUCCUCUGUGAAAUUCAUGACUCAAAAAAAAAAAAAAACUUGGAUGGAUGUUGAUAUCUUGUAAACAGGUUCUGAGGCUGAUCAUUUUGUUGUAUCCCAAGGUGAAUUUUACUUUCAUAUGAUUAAUUAUUUUGUAAAAUUAGGUCCUGCAUUUUCAAAUGGUGGCUAUCUCAUAUUGGAAUGAAUUACUAUAAAUGCUGCCACGGUGCAUGUUAUUUUUUUUUCAUUAAAAAUUAAAUUAAAAUGGUAUCAAAGUGGUGUUGGCUGGCUGAGAGGCCACUCACAGGCUGAAAGCCUUCACACGAGAGGCUGUGUGGAUGUGCCGCCGUCUGUGUCUGAACUGAGAUUUAAUGAGUUUCUCUGGCACAAGUGACCAUGCAAGGCAUUCUGUGGUGGCGGGUACCUGAAGACUCACAAUCAAAAGCUUUUCUUUCUUUUCAAUAUGCUGGUUUGUUAAAAAUAUGAUUUAUUGCUUUUUUAAUCAACAGCCAGUUUAUGAGGUUAAGCAUUUAGAACUAAAUUAUUACAGUUAAUAUCACAUAUUUUCAACAUAUUUUCUUAUUUUACCACUAAACCGUAAUAGGACUGUAAAGGUACCUUGCAAAAGUACGCAAUAAUGGAAAAAAAAUCUGCAGAAUUUGCUAUUGCAUGAAUAAACAGUAUUUUUUUCCCUGCAGUAUGUUGUUCAUUUCAAUUGUAUUAUAUGGCAUGCACAAUUACUCUCUCCAAACUGGUUGCCAUUAACAUUAAAUACUGUAUCUGCUACUUCCAAAUGGUUGUUUAAAACAAUUUUUUUUAUUUGAUUGAGAAUGAUUUUAUCAAAGAGUAUUCCUAACAUUGUACUGUAUGGCAUGCAUCCA